AUGGCCGACGUCGAUCUCGACACCUUUUUGCAGCAGGGUUAUUGGCCGUCUUCUAGAGCGAGGAGCGCCCACGCAAGACGCGUCGAGGAUGAGAAGGAAUCCCUCGCAAAGGAAUUCGGAUCUGUGGUCUCCAUCGUGCCAGACGAGGAGCCGAUACACCGGGGAGAGCUCGAGCAGCUCCCCAUCCUCCUCCUCAUUCAUGAGCACAACCCCGAGAGGCGUUUCGUCCUCGUAUCGCCCCAGCCUAGCUCUCCAGACGACUCGUCUGGCAGUGAGAAAAAGCCGACAGAGCGGCCCAAGCCCAAGGGACCAAGACCUGAGCCGGAGCCUACUUACUAUGAAGCGAAUACGGGACGCAAAUUCCAUGUACGCGACCAGCCAGAGGCGGACAGCGAAAAGAAGCAGGAUCCCUCGCCAACUCGCGAGAAUCGCCGUGGUAGGCACGAAAAAUUACCCGCCAUAAUCACUGAAAUCAACACCAGGCCACAACCACAGCCAACACCGAAUGAGAGCAAGGCGAAGCCUACACCAAAUGAGAGCAAAGCAAAGCCUACGCCGACCGCCGCAAAACCCGAGAAAGGCGGCGGCGAUUACUUUUCACCACGUCCCGGCUCGCGGGUUCAGGAUGAGCAGAUGUUGUCGCCCGAUAUCAUAGAGCACGGCAGCAGAGGAAGAGAGCGGGUUUACUAUCAGGGCGGAUCGAGCCCUCGUUCUCAGGACCGCGAUCAAUCUGCUCAUCCCAACGUUCCAUAUAGCAAGAGCCCACAGGAUGAUAAGAGGUACAAAGAAAGGUCCCUCAAAUCAGCCAAGUCCACAAGCCCCUCUCGCCACAAGCGACGAUUGACGGCGGAAUCCCCUCGACAGAUGAGGGGGUCCUCGACGACAGACCGUGGGAGGCGAAAUUCGCGCGACGACCUUCCAUCUCCUAGGGCCGACCGAACUAGCCACGCACGAGUAGAACGGGAUUCCGCGUACCAUGCCACGCGGAGCCCGGUGAGGAGGCGAGACACGCCUCCUUAUAGCGAUCACUUCUAUUCGAGCGACGAGGAAGCAGCGCAUCAGUCUCGUAACCGCUACCAACAGGAAUGGGUCAUACCAGAGGAGGCGAAAGCCUACAGCAGGGGCGCCGGGGAAUCGAGAUCAAACGCCAGACGCCGAUCUCGAGGUCCUUCACCGCUCCCCAGUCCGAGAACAUCCCAAAGCCAGGUCUACGAGCGCGAUCCGGCUUCUUCCAGCCCACGCACCGCCACGAUGCCAAAAGAGAUCAGGUUUUCGCGAAGCGAGAAACCCGCGCGGCCCGGGCUGUCUCGCACUUCUACGGGAAGAUCCAUUCGAGAUUCUGCGACUCCCAUGGCAAUCCCUGCUACUGCUGCUACUGCUGCCGUCGCCGCCACAGCGGCUGCCAAACCAGGCUCUCCGCCCGACCCUCGCCGGUCCGGAAUUGUCUCGUCUUCCAGAACAGACUUUUUCCGACCUGAGCGGCGGAUGUCGACGACGUCGGCCAUGUCGUCCAGCCCCCAGAGACAACAGCUACAGCAGCAUAUGCAGCAAACCAACAGACAGCCCCCACAGCCGGACUCGCCCCGCGACGCGAUGGUGGCCACGCCGAAAUACCAAACCCCGCCGGCCUUUUACGGGAGGUACCUCGACGAGCUCCAGGCUGGCAGACUUCCGGACACGCGGCAGCGGUGUCCGCGGCAGUGGCCGGUCGCGGGAUACGUCGACUGGCUGACGCUGCCGCGCUGCGACAACCUUCACGUGUGCCCAGCGUGCUACGACGCCGCCUUCGCCGGUACCGCCUACGCGCGGCACCUCGUGCCGGCACCGCUACGCCCGCCCGAUCGCCCGAUCACCUGCGACCUCGGCAGCGCCGCGAGCCCCUACAUCCGCAUCGCGUACCACCUCUCGCGCAAGCGCGGGGCGCCGGACCUGUCACUGCUGCGGCGCGUGGCCGACGUCGUGGCGCGGAGCCCGCCGUGCUGCUAUGCCUCCUCGUCCCCCACGACCUCCUCAUUCUCCUCCCAGGUCGGCGGCGCCGACGCUGCCGCCGCCCGCAUCUGGUACUCGGUCAUGGACCCGCGCGCGGGGCGAGCGGUCGCCGGCGACUUCACCGUGUGCUACGGGUGCGCGCGCGCGCUCGAGGCGCUGCUGCCGAACCUGACGGGGCUGUUCGUGCCGACGGCGGCGGAGCCGCGGCCCGGCGCGUGCGCGAUGCGGCUGCGGGACGGGGCGCGGCGCCGGUCGCCGUCCGCCGCCGACUACGGCGACGACGGUGACGGUGACGGCGAGCGGCGCUUCGCGCUCUACUUCGACGUGCUCGAGGCCGCGUCGGACGCGGCGCUCGCGACGCAGCGCGCUCCCGACGUCCAGGCCCUCGCCGACCGGCUCCGCGACCUCGCGCCGCCGCCCGCCGACCCCCCCGAGUACGGCGACUACGCGCCCGCGCCCGAGUACGGCAGUGGGUACGAGUACGGGUACGGGUACGGCCGCGGGUACGAGUACGGGCACGGAUACGACUACGGCCGCGGGCACGGGUACGAGACCCCGCCGCCGCCGCCGCCGCCGCCGCUACCGCAGGCGGCUCCGCCCCCGGCCUGCGCGCGCGGGCUCCCCGUCCACAACGGGACGUGGUACACAACGCGGUCGUCGCCGGAGAUGGCGGCGUGCGAGGCGUGCUUCUCGGCGGCGCUGCGGCAGCUGGUGGAGGAGUCGUCGGACUCGGGGUCGGGGUCGGGAGCGGCGGCGGCGGCGGCGACGGCGACGGCCCUGUCCUUCUUCCACCGGCGGCCCGUCGCCCUGCCGGUCGCCGCGUGCGAGCUCUACUCGCCGCGCAUGCGCGAGGCUCUGGGCCGCGCCGCGCGCCGCGGCGACCCGCGCUACCUCGCCGAGCGGGCGGCCGAGCGGCGUGCGCACGAGCGCGAGUUCCACGACCGCGCUGCCGCGCUCGACCGCGAGAUCCGGAACGCUGCCAGCGCCGGCGAGAGGGCGGCGCUCGAGGGAGAGACUAGGGAUGUGGUGAGGGAGUGGAGGCGGUGGGAGUGAGGGGAGUGAGGGGAGUAGAUGAGUAAACUAUAUAGGUAAUGCAGGAUAUGGAUAUGGGGGUUGAAGAGAUAGGGGUUCAUGGUUCAGGCGAGGCCGCAUCCCGGCGAUGGGGACGUAUAGGGCAGGCG
Durotheca rogersii is the source of this 3170-nucleotide messenger RNA. RefSeq lists its product as uncharacterized. The record is from RefSeq and is a predicted model, not a curated record. Bases 1 to 3042 code for a protein of 1013 amino acids. The transcript is spliced from 2 exons. NCBI's taxonomy places the organism in Eukaryota, Fungi, Ascomycota, Sordariomycetes, Xylariales, Xylariaceae.